AUGGCAGGCACAAUCCUACAUCGGAUCCUGUCCAGGACCAAGAUCGCUCCUGCCACUGUCCAUAUCGACACAGCAACGACCGAUACAAUUUCAUCAGACAUGCCUACUACACACGCCACCAAACCACAGAUAUCCUUUGAGACACCUGCAGAUAUUAGAAAGUCUUCAUUAACAGAUAACAAAUCACCCUCUAUGCAUAAUGCUAGAAAGCAUUCCUACGCCUCGGUGCGAGAAGAGUCAGACCUUCCCCAAUCGUUCCGCACACGCAAGCUUUCCUCAGAGUCGCAGAUACCAGAUGAUUGUUUGCCACGGUGGCACCUGCAGACACUAGACAAAGAGGAUGAGAACGAAGAGGCUAUCUGCGAUGAUGCUAGCGACUUUACAAGGCCGUCGUACGACGGUGCAGAUAGCUACACAGACGAGGAGGAAAUUAGCAGCAUAAGACCAAGGACAAUAGAAGAUCUCCCAGACGAGAUACUGGAUCAGAUCUUCAGUGCUAUACAGCUUGAUGUGACGCAGCCCGUCAGCUAUGGCUUACCACGAUCCGACCUCUUCUCAUGCUUGCUUGUUUCGAAAGCAUUACAUGCAGCUGCUCUUCGUAUGCUAUACAAGCAUGUCCUCAUCUACAGAUCCAAGACCUUCCAUAAAGUGGUUACAACCUUACAAGAAGAUGCCGCACUGGGAAACCUGAUCCAGACUCUGGAUUUCUCACACUACUCGCACAUGGGAUAUGGGCGCUCACGCGGACAGACAAGUGUCACACCAUACCUGACGAAAGAGAAUCUGAAGAUUGUUCUAAGUCGAACAAGGAGACUGAGGGCCUUCCUCGUGCACGAGCACUUGGACACCGAGCUCGACGAGGGUGUGUUGUCUACACUUUUCUCAGUCCCGACCUUGCAAGCACUCGAUUUCACAAGCUGUUCUGCAGACGUGUUCUUGAAUGCUUUCACCAAUUUGUGGGUGGAUUCACCUUCUACGAGUUACACACAUAUUAGGAGAUUGUGUUUGCACGAAUGCGGAACUCUCAAGCCAGCAGUAUUUGAGGCGAUGUUGCCACGAUUGGGUCGACUCACGCACUUGGACCUUGCUCACACACGAGUCAACGACAAGGCUCUGCUUGCAAUUCCUUCGACAGCUCAGCUCACUCAUCUCAAUCUCGAGAGAUGCACUCAGCUAACAGGCCAGGCUGUUGUGCAAUUUUUGACUCAGCACCCUGCGGCGAAAGACACCAUGGUUUGGCUGAGUCUGAAUGCUGAUGCCUCGCGAUAUCGGUUGCUGUCUGCAGAAGAUGUUGCCACACUCCUCCCAGCGCUGCCCAAGACAAUGCGCUCUCUCAACCUAGGUGGAGCACGAAUCACCUCGCAACAUGUGCCAGAUCUUAGGAUAUUGGCAACUCAUCUGGAAGAGCUAGGACUGAAAGGCGCAAAUCUAAGUACUAGCGACGACAUAACCCGAAUUCUGUCGCUACCACCAAACAAGGACAUCAAGUUGGAGCAUCCAGAGCUUCGAAGUUCUCUACGAUACAUCGACCUCACCGACAUCAGCUCUGUCAAUCAAAUGUCUCUAUGUUAUUCGCCUAUGUCCAUCAAAAACAAUGCUUCCUUGCCUCUCGAAGUCAUCGAGCUCGGUGCCACUGUCCUUACUGAGAUCGCGCGGCGAAACAAGAAUGUUAAGAACCCUGAUUGGACUGUCAAAGAGUUAGGUCGUCGAGGCUGGUAUGUUCGUUCCCCCGAAUCGCUGCCUAAAGGCGUUGAGUCGGACGAUGGAUACCGCAGUUGGAAAAUGGGUGCAAGAUGGUGGGGUAUGCGUAAGCUCCCAAUGCAUCAGACUGAAACUGGUGGCGUGUACGGCUAUUUCAUGUUCAAGAAAAACUAG
Molecule: messenger RNA, 1875 nt
Organism: Lithohypha guttulata
Lineage: Eukaryota; Fungi; Ascomycota; Eurotiomycetes; Chaetothyriales; Trichomeriaceae
Exons: 1
Coding region: 1-1875 (624 amino acids)
Cellular component (GO): cytoplasm
Molecular function (GO): protein binding
Source: RefSeq, a predicted model, not a curated record